AUGAGCCACCUUAAUGACCAUAGCGCUCCGCGCUCCUCUAAUGACUAUUCUUCUACACCAUAUGAUGCUACCGUCCAGGAUCUGUCGGACCUCGUGGCCGAAGAUCUACACAUCCCCGCCGCGAAUCAAAAGUUCCUCAUCACACCCAAGACAGGCCUCCUGAAACCGCCCUUCACCAAUCCCACCCUCCUCCUCUCAUCUCUCCUGGGAAAGAAGGUCGUCCUUAUGGGCGCAACCACCACCGAAGUUGCUGAGCUUGCCGACGUCGCCCGCGACCGUCACGCCCGCAUGGCCCAGCGCCGUGCUGCCCAAGCCGCCGGCCGCAAAAUCACCGCCACUAAACACCGAGACGUCAAGAAAAUCCAAGAAGAAGCGACCUACACCUUCCACACCAUCCGGCCUUUACCCUAUCUCCCUGACCCAUCCAAAAGCCAACGCUUCCUCGAGCGCCUGGCUCAAGACGCCGGCAUCCGUGCCUCGAUGCGCCGCCAUCAGUUCCGCGUCGGCCUCCUCACGGAGAUGGACCCGGCAGCACACACGACGCACGAGUCGCGCACGUUAGGCCUGAACCGCAACCGCGGCGAAGUCAUCGAGCUGCGGCUCCGCACCGACGCCGGCGACGGCUACCGCGACUACAAAAUCAUCCGCAAGACGCUCUGCCACGAACUGGCGCACAACGUCUGGGGCCCGCAUGACCGGAACUUCUGGAAUCUGUGCCGCCAGAUCGAGGAUGAAGUCGAGCGGAACGACUGGCGGAGGGGCGGGCAUGCCGUCGGCGGCGGCGGAGGCGGGCUCGAGGAGUUUUAUAAUCCUGCGGAUCCCGGUGUCGAAGACGAGGAGGCGGAUCAUGGUGGUUGGGAGGGCGGAGAGUAUGUAUUAGGUGGUGGAGGAGGAGGAGGAGAUAUUGCGGCGACAGGGCCAGCGGAUGCGACGUUGUCGAGAAGGGAGAUCAUGGCACGCGCGGCGGAGGCGCGGAUGGGGAAGCAGAGGGAGGCGGUCGCGAAGGCCACCAAGUCGGAACCGGAUCCGUCGGGGACGAGUGAGGGCGGUGGCACGUCGAAGUGA
Dissoconium aciculare CBS 342.82 is the source of this 1065-nucleotide messenger RNA. RefSeq names its product WLM-domain-containing protein. Lineage: Eukaryota; Fungi; Ascomycota; Dothideomycetes; Mycosphaerellales; Dissoconiaceae. The coding region runs from base 1 to 1065 and encodes 354 amino acids. The transcript has 2 exons. The record is from RefSeq and is a predicted model, not a curated record. Gene Ontology annotation, molecular function: proteasome binding.